AUGGUUUCCCUUAGGAAGUUGGCGAGUGCCAGGGUCCCCCUUGAGGGACUCCGGGCGUGUCCUGCACAUCCCCUAGGAUGGUUUCCCUUAGGAAGUUGGCAAGUGCCUGGGCCCCCCCUUAAGAGGCUCCGGGCGUGUCCUGCACAUCCCUUAGGAUGGUUUCCCUUAGGAAGUUGGCGAGUGCCAGGGCCCCCCUUAAGAGGCUCCGGGCGUAUUCUGGACAUCCCUUAG
Prunus armeniaca (apricot) is the source of this 231-nucleotide messenger RNA. Lineage: Eukaryota; Viridiplantae; Streptophyta; Magnoliopsida; Rosales; Rosaceae. The record is from the annotation of a GenBank genome assembly.